AUGGUAACGAAACUGCAAUUAUUGCCGGAAUUCUCUAUACGCAACGCCCCCUAUCCAGGUCAUUUUGAAUACAAAUGUGUCGUGGACGUAUGUGUUGAACGAAAUGAAUCCUGCCGUACCAUCAAUGGGUGGGACCUAUCGAAUUGCACUGGAAAUGGAUGUCUCAAAUUUAUCGAUCAAAUAUCCGACGAUAUGUUACAAAAGUUGGAGGGUAUAGUUGACUACUCAGUGCACGCACAAUCGGGGCAUAUGUUGUGGUUCAACAUUAGUGGAAAGCCUUUCUAUUGUUUUACACUUGAAGACCAACCACUAUCCCGACAGUGCCAAUCGGAGAAUAAUAUGAUUCCCUAUGAAGAGCAAUGCUUUCUUCCCACGACUAUUCCCACGACUAUUCCGACGACUACUGAAGUAACGACUGAAUCACCGAUUCUUUCGACCACUAGAGAAGAAUUGACUGAAUUGACAGAAUCAACAACCCCUUUGACUCAGAAAACAACUAAACCCCCGAAAAGCAAUGAAUUCCUUGUGUUUCUACUAAUAAUGGUAAUAUUAUUCUUAAUUGUGGUCAUAAUCGUAGUGUUCAUUGUGGUUGUGAUUGUGUCUCACAAGAGAGAUAAUAAACCAAACGAUGUGGUGAUGUCUGGGAAGAGAAAAAACAAGAAGAAGACACGAAAAAUGGAAGGCAUUCCUAUAGUUGCCAUACAAUCCAAUGUCCGCUCAAAAGUGUCGGGUGUGGUGCAGGCCGGUCAGUUAUUAGCAAUAAUGGGUGCCAGUGGUUCGGGCAAAACAACUCUAUUGAAUGCAUUGACGGCAAGGAAUUUAUCACAACUGUCCGUCAGUGGGAAGGUAUUACUGAACGGACAGGUAGUCAGUCAACAGAAUGUGGCCUCCAUCUCCUCGUAUAUACAACAGCAAGACUUACAUCACCAGUUACUCACAGUUAGGGAACACCUAUUAUUUCAGGCAUUACUACGAAUGGAUAGCAAUUUAAGUCAAAACCAGAGAAUCGAUUGUGUCGUACAAGUCAUGCAAAAAUUAAAUUUAGCCAACUGCUCGGACACAUUUGUUUAUGCCAUUUCCGGGGGUCAAAAGAAAAUACUGUCCAUUGCAUCAGAGAUUUUAACCGACCCUUCACUUGUUGAUGAGCCGACCAGUGGUUUGGACUCAUUUAUGGCUCAAAGUAUAGUUCAAACGCUGAAGACUAUGGCAUCUGAAGGCCGGACAGUCAUCUGUACUAUACAUCAGCCCUCAUCUCAAGUGUUUGCACUCUUCCAACACUUAUUACUGAUGGCCGACGGGAGGGUGGCUUUUAUGGGCACAACCAGUGAUGCCAAACAAUUUUUCACAUCACAAGGAUUGCGGGGCAUUGGAGGCAAACUCGGACACUAUUUUGGCGCACAGCCCUACUUACUGUACGCCAUCCAGGUUUCAGCAAUAUUGAUGGGACUAGUAUUCUGGGGACAGGGAAGUCAGCUUAAUAUCAACAAUAUCAAUGGGGCACUAAACCUAAUGGCCCAGCUCAACUCACUCUGCCUGGCAUCGGUGGCAAUCACUGUAUUUUUCUCGGAGGCACCGAUUGUAAGCCGGGAACACCUGAACCAUACAUACGCCGUGUUUCCAUACUUUUUGGCUAUAGUCUCACUUCAAAUAUAA
This is a messenger RNA of Oppiella nova, 1653 nucleotides long. NCBI's taxonomy places the organism in Eukaryota, Metazoa, Arthropoda, Arachnida, Sarcoptiformes, Oppiidae. The record is from the annotation of a GenBank genome assembly.